AAAGAGAGUAUGCCGGAGCGCGUCGAGCGCGCCCUCGCACGAGCCCUCGCACGAGCCCUCAGCAGAGCCUAGCCCGCGAUGUCUCAGGCGGAUGUCGAACUGGGCGACCUGCUGGCCGAGUCGCUGCCGGCGGGCGUCCAGCUCACGAUUCGCCAUGUCUCGUCGACUCCCUCGCCGACAGCCGCCCUGUUCGCCGCGCCUCCCAACGAGACCCCCGAGCCCACCUUCUGCGAGACGCACUUCCUGAGCGCCUCCAUCACCCUCGACGAUCGCGAUGGCGCCGAGAUCAUCAUCUACGGCGUUGAAGUCCUGGUCUACAGCACCGCCCACCUGACCACCAUCUUCGUCUCCAAGGCCGACUCCACCGGCCACCUGCAUCGCCUCGCCCACGCCCCCAAAGUCUCCAUCCUGCGCCGCGUCUCCCACACCUUCCUCUCCUUUCUGGUCCAAACCCACCAGCGCCCGGGCGUCCGUCUCGUCGUCUCCCUCUUCGCCCGCGCCCAGAACCAGUACCUCUUCCCGGGUAGCAUCGAGAACCCCGAGAAACACGUCCUCGAUGACCGCGGCCUGAUCAAAUGGUGGUGUCGCGUCGCCGACCCCAUCCUGCGCGACUGCGAGCCCGAGUCCGGAUCGCACGAGAAGGGCCUGCGCGACCACCAGACCGAGUCCGCCAAAUGCUCCGCCACCGCGUUCCUUAUCGUCCCCGGCUGUGACCGCUUCGAGACCAGGGGUUUCUUCCCCCCCACUGCCCGAGCAGACGAUCCGGACCGCCCCCGCUGGGUGAACAGCUACCCCGUUCAGCAGCUGUGCGACAACCCUACGGCGCCACCGCGGUGUCUGGUGCCCCGGUUUCCGGACGAUCCGAAGACGCGCUUCCUGGUGGACCUGGAUGAUGAGCUGCCGGGGCGGAGAGACAAGGAUAAGGAGGGAGGGGAGGCAGAAGAGGGGAAUAGCAAGAGUGAGAGCACGGGCCAGUGGCGGAGCGUGCGGUCUUUGGAGCAGUUCUGGGAGAUGAUGUCUUUUCGACAGGAGUGUUCGGCGGGCCGGCUAGUGGGCUUCUUGUGGCUGGUUAUCAAUCCCCCGGGCCUGGUCAACUCGGUGCAGAUGACCAGCUCACGCUCGGUGCUGAGCGAUGGCAAGGGUCUGGCAGACAACGUGGCCCAGACGACGUCGGGGGAGUGUGUGAAGAUCCCGGAGCAGGCCGAUGAUACUACGUCUGCUGAAUCCGAGAAGCCUACGGAUCCUGCCCCUGCUGUGUCCCCGUCUCAUGAUCCGACGGAGGACUCUGCUCCUAAUGAGGGUAUCAAGUCACAACCCGCGGGUGCAAGUGCGUUCUUCUGGCCAGAGGCUGGUCGCGGACAUGCGGUUCUGAGCGACGCGGACUACAAGACUGCGAUCAAUUUUCUGAUUGACCAGGACUUCUACGAUGAAGACGUCUCGAUCGCCAGUACCAAAGCCUGGGGCGAGAAGGUGGCUUCCCUGGCGGACCAGCUCUGGGUUGGACAGCUUGUGGUAGGCAGAAAGACUUCGGACGAGUCGUCCCAGACGCCCGUGGAGGUCAACACCAUGAUCACCGGGCUUGUUCGGAAACGCAAGAAGGUCGACCCCGAUGUCGAGCCAACAGGCAGCGCGAUCAGCGACGAGGGCGACGGGAAUAUCAAUGCAUCGCCGGGGGAUGCGGCCGCCACCUCGGGGUCGGAACCGCCGUCGGGGGUCAAUGUUCUGCAAGCCAACUUGAUCCGGAAGAAGAAGAAGAAGAAGACAUAACCAUAACAGCUGUAUUCUCCUAGAGCCGACGGUGUUGCAUAUCGGAGUCGAACUUGGGCAUGGCGAUCAAUGGGUUUGGCACAUCGUGUACAAUAGGAUGGAUAAUUGGGGUUUGCUUUUUUUUUUUGGAAGGGGAUAUAAGGUCUCCUUACGUUAAUUGGAUGAAAUGAAUUCUGGGGGGAGGGUUCAUGGGCCUGUAAUCUCCUGGAAUGGU
This is a messenger RNA of Aspergillus heteromorphus CBS 117.55, 1981 nucleotides long. Its product is annotated as H3 histone acetyltransferase RTT109. Gene Ontology annotation, molecular function: histone H3K56 acetyltransferase activity. NCBI's taxonomy places the organism in Eukaryota, Fungi, Ascomycota, Eurotiomycetes, Eurotiales, Aspergillaceae. The record is from RefSeq and is a predicted model, not a curated record. The coding region runs from base 79 to 1767 and encodes 562 amino acids. The transcript has a single exon. Gene Ontology annotation, biological process: DNA damage response. Gene Ontology annotation, cellular component: nucleus.